AUGUACGGAAUUUCUAAGGAACUCGAGCUACAUAGAAGUACAGUGAGCAGAAUUUUGGAAAAUAGGGAUAGUAUUUUAGAGGAAUACGCUAGAAUGAAAAUCAGUAAACCUAAAAAAACCUGGCUUUUAACUGAAACAGAAUCGAUUUUAAUGUUAUGGUGCUCUGACCAAGCUAGGGACAAUAUUGAGCUAACAAAAGAAAGCGUAUGUGAACAAGCCAUGGAAUUAUUUGAGUCAUUGAAAUCACAACAUAGCGAAUAUAGUGACGAAACAUUUGAUGCAAACGAAUACUGGUAUAUUGAUUUCAAACGUCGCUGUGGCUGGUACAAGGCUGCAGGGACACAGGAAACUGCAUCUAAACCUGAGUUAAAUGUUGAAAGAAUAAAACAGGCCAUAAACAAUGGGGGCUAUUCGCCACAGACUGUAUUCAAUGUUUGCUACACGUCGUUAUUUUGGAAGAAAUUGCCUGAUGCUUGUGAAAUCGCACGCGCAGAGCAAGCAUCUGAAACAGGUUUCAAAAAAUCUAAGGACCCAUUAACAAUCAUGGUUGGUGGAAAUGCAGCAGGAGAUUUCAAGUUGAAGCCUCUCAUGGUGUACCGCACUGAAAACCCAAAAGCUUUACAUGGUAAGUCUAAAGGUGGGCUGCCCGUCAUUUGGAAGUCCAACCCUAGGGCGUGUAUGUUGCCUUCUCUCUUCGAGGACUGGUUUGGCAACCAUUUCAUUCCUUCGGUACAAAACUACUGCACUUCAAAUGGAAUACCAUUCAAAGUCAUGCUAAUUAUUGCCAGCGCCCCAGAACAUUUGCCUAGCACUUUGCUUGACUUUGACCAUCGCGUGAAGAUACUUUUUCUAUCUCAAGAUGAAGCAUAUUCGCAACCAAUGACGGACUUGAUCUCAAUACUGAAAGCAGAUUACACACGCCGGUUAUUGGAGUACAUUAAAUCUACUGUGGAGCCAGCUGCCUCGGCCAGACUCUUCAUGGUAGCAGUUUUAAUGGCUUGGCAGAAGUUUAAUAUUCUACACACAAUAAGAAUUUUCAUGGAUUCAUGGGAAGGUUUGGAUCAAGAAGACUGGAUCUCGGCCUGGGAGAAGAUAUUUCUGACAAGCAAUGGAGCUGAUGAGAGUGAUGAAUCGACCGAUACGCACAGUCGAGUUUCACAAAUAAUUGAAAAUAUUGAGCAACUUGCACAUGAGCUUAAAUUAAAUGUCAGUGACAGAGAUAUCGAGGCGCUGUUAUAUUCUCACUCUACAGAACUCACACCAGAUGAGUUUAUGGAAUUACGAGCCCAAAGUGUAUUGGAAGAACACGAUACCUCAGAAGCAUUAGGACACACAACGUCAAACAUGACUGUCGAAAAUUUGUCGGAGGCGCUCACUGGUAUCAAAAACGGGUUAAACAUUUUACAGGACAUCGAUCCAAAUGAAAGUAGGGCUAGGGAUAUUAAGAAACAAAUAUAUGAAUUACUAAAACCUUACGAAGAAACAUUAAGUUCGAAACUAAUGGAAAAUAAUUAA
Messenger RNA from Helicoverpa zea (corn earworm), 1515 nucleotides. RefSeq names its product tigger transposable element-derived protein 1-like. Gene Ontology annotation, cellular component: nucleus. The coding region runs from base 1 to 1515 and encodes 504 amino acids. The transcript has a single exon. NCBI's taxonomy places the organism in Eukaryota, Metazoa, Arthropoda, Insecta, Lepidoptera, Noctuidae. Gene Ontology annotation, molecular function: DNA binding. The record is from RefSeq and is a predicted model, not a curated record.